This is a messenger RNA of Humulus lupulus (European hop), 2389 nucleotides long. Its product is annotated as patellin-3-like. The coding region runs from base 151 to 1890 and encodes 579 amino acids. The transcript is spliced from 4 exons. Lineage: Eukaryota; Viridiplantae; Streptophyta; Magnoliopsida; Rosales; Cannabaceae. The record is from RefSeq and is a predicted model, not a curated record. Gene Ontology annotation, molecular function: lipid binding.
UCUGGUUUUUCCCAAAGACAACUACAACAACAACGCCCUGUUUUUCCUCUAAAACCACAAUCUCUACCACCUUUUUAACUCCUCUCUCAAACCAAAAAUCACAACUCUCUCUCUCUCUUAUUAUUCUCUGCCAAAAACAGACGAUAUACCAUGACUGAGGAAGCGCAGAAGCCAGCAGCUGAGGCAGGAGGACCUUCCGCCGAGGUCGUAACUGUGGUUUCCGAUGUUCCUCAAGCGGAGAAACCCGUGACUCAGACUGAAGCUCCGCCGGCACCUGUGCCUGAGCCCGAGGAACCCGAGAAGCCUGCCACGACCGAUGAGGUUGUUGACGCUGAGAAACCCAAAACGGCUGAGGAGGAGAAAAAGAUUGCUCAAUCGGUUUCGUUCAAGGAAGAAAGCUAUGUCGUCGGCGAGCUUCCGGAGUCGCAGAAGAAGGUCCUUGACGAAUUCAAACAGCUCGUUCAAGAAGCUCUUAACAAGCACGAAUUCACUGCUCCUCCACCUCCACCUCCACCGCCGGUUCCCAAGGAGGAAGAGAAAAAGGACGAGGAAGAGCCAAAAACAGAGGAAAAGACUGAAGAAAAAACUGUUGAAGAGCCUCCGAAGGCCGAGUCGUUGGCCGAGCCUCUGAAGGAGCCAGAGAAAGAGAAGGCUCCAGAACCAGCGGAGAGUGUUGUCGUCGUGACUGAGGUGGUGGAGAAGGUGGCUGCUGUGGACGAGGAUGGUGCUAAGACGGUGGAAGCAAUCGAAGAAUCCGUCGUAUCCGUCACCGCUGCUCCAGCCGACGAGGCAACCUCAUCAGCGAAAGCUGAGGCCGAAGAGCCGAAGAAGGAAGAAGAAGUGGCUGCCCCACCUCCCCCACCAGAGGAGGUUUCCAUCUGGGGAAUUCCCCUUCUCGCCGAUGAGAGGAGUGACGUGAUCCUCUUGAAGUUCCUGAGGGCGAGAGAUUACAAGGUUAAGGACGCCAUGACCAUGCUGAAGAACACCGUCAAGUGGCGCAAGGAGUAUGGAAUCGAUAAUCUUAUUGAAGAAGACCUCGGGUGUGAUUGGGAUAAGGUUGUUUUCACUCAUGGAGUGGAUAAGGAAGGCCACCCUGUUUGCUACAAUGUUUUCGGUGAGUUCCAGAAGAAGGAGUUGUAUCAGAACACGUUCUCCGAUGAAGAGAAGCGGACCAAGUUCAUCAAGUGGAGGAUUCAGUUCUUGGAGAAGAGCAUCAGGAAAUUAGAUUUCAACCCCACUGGUCUCUCCACCAUCGUUCAGGUCAACGAUCUCAAGAAUUCUCCUGGAUUCUUUCUCAACAAAGAGCUUGUCACCGGCCAGGCAAUUCAGCUGCUUCAGGACAAUUAUCCUGAGUUCGUAGCCAAACAGGUGUUCAUCAACGUUCCAUGGUGGUACUUGGCCUUCAGUAGGGUUAUCAGUACUUUCCUCACUCAGAGGACUAAGAGCAAGUUUGUGUACGCUGGUCCAUCAAAGUCUGCCGACACCCUUUUCAAAUACAUAGCUCCUGAACAAGUUCCAGUUCAACAAGGUGGGUUGAGCCAAGAUGGUGAGCAGGAAUUCACCUCAUCUGACUCUGUCACAGAAGUCACCAUAAAACCAUCAACCAAACACACCGUUGAAAUUCCAGCCUCUGAGACCAGUGUCCUGGUUUGGGAACUCAGAGUUUUGGGUUGGGAUGUGAACUAUGGUGCUGAAUUCGUGCCAAGUACGGAGGGUCACUACACUGUAAUCGUACAAAAGGCAAGGAAAGUUAAUUCCACGGAAGAACCACUGAUUUCCAAUAGCUUCAAAGUAGGUGAAUCAGGCAAGAUUGUUCUCACCAUUGAUAACCAAAGUUCCAAGAAGAAGAAGCUCUUAUACAGGUCUACGACCAAAACCUGUUCUGAAUAAUAAGCCAAUAUGGUACAAAUUAAAAAUUACACUGCCGAAAUAUUCCAAGAUUUGGUAGAAGAGGCAGGGUUCUUUGUUAUUUGAAGAAAAAGACACAGGGUUUAAUUUGUUUUUUGUUUGUUUGUUUGUUUUUUUUUAUUUGGUUGAUAUUUAAUUUUGUCCAUGAUUUAAAGAAGUUCGGGGGAUUGUAUUAAAUUUGUUCUUGUCUUAUCAUUAUUAUUAUUUUUUGUGUUUUGGUUUGAAAUCAUUUAGUGGUGAAAAACGAAGUCUUUGGGAUGAGUAAGAAGGCAGCAACGUUUGUUGUGGGUGUAUAUGUUUUUGUUUUGGGGGAGAAGGCACGUGUUUGAACUUUGGACAUAAAUACUUUUGCCACUAUUUCAGAUACUCUUUUGUCUGUAAAGGUUGUGUAAAUUUUAUGUUUAUUAUUAUUACCUGGCAAAUGCUUUAUUGUAUUAUUAUUGUAUUUUUCUUGUAUUUUAAUUCUAUAUUCGAUUUUAUA